UCAUCGACAGCGUAUUUAUUGAACGACAUAGAUUUAUUAGUGUAACUUAUUUUUCUUUUUUUUUUUUACUUUAGAUCUGAUGUAGAUAUUCUACGGCAGUGCUGCAUUGAAUUUCGCUCACAGUUUAUGGCAAUCUCAAAAGUUGACCCUUUCAUGUAUGUGACAAUUGCCUCUGCCUGUAUGGCUGUGUUCAGAAGUUUGCACAUCCGCCCCGAUACUCUUGCCAUGGUACCCGUGUCUGGAUACGUCAACACCACCAAAUACUCGGCCGAUUCCAUCCGAUGGCUUGACUUCGUUGCCUCCACUGAAGGUGUUACCAUCGAACAUGCAUUGAGUGGCACCGGAGAGAAGAAAAUAGCUGGGUUGUCCGUUGACGGGUUUUGUCAAGAAACAAAUACCGUCUACCAAUUUCAAGGUUGUUUCUACCACGGUUGCCCGACGUGUUUCGAUGGAGACUCCGUGCACCCCCUUAAGGGUGUCACGAUGUCAACUCUCCGUGAGGAAUCUGACAAAAAGACGAAUAGACUUCGUAUGAAGGGGUUCAGAGUAGUCGAAAUUUGGGAGCAUGAUUUUAGGAAGCAAAAGAAGGAAGACCCUCGCCUUCAAGACUUUUUGAAAACACAUACCGCUCAGGACCGGUUGCACCCAAGAGACGCCUUCUUUGGAGGAAGAACGAAUGCUCUGAAUCUCUUCUAUGAGGGUACUGCGAAGUAUAUCGACUUUACGUCACUGUACCCAUGGGUCAACAAGUACUGUCCUUAUCCUGUCGGGCACCCUACGAUAAUUACGGAGGGAUUCGACGACAUCGAUCAAUAUUUUGGAAUCGUGAAGUGCCGAGUAGUACCUCCUCGUGGGCUGUAUUUGCCGGUGCUACCUUGCCGAAUCCAAGACAAAUUGAUGUUCCCUCUUUGUCGUACGUGUGCCGAGAAUACGCAGCAGGACCCGUGUGCACAUUGUGAUGAUGACAGGGCAUUAACUGGUACAUGGGUAAGCGAAGAGUUAAAGCUCGCAAAGAAAAAGGGGUACCAAAUAACCGAUAUGUACGAAGUUUACCAUUUCCCCAUUUCAUCCAAUGUGCUGUUUCGCGAUUACAUCGACCUGUUCCUCAAAAUAAAACAGGAGAGUAGCGGCUGGCCUCGUGAAUGCAGCACAGAAGAUGAAAAGAGGGAGUACAUACUCCGUUACGAAGCCAAAGAAGGCAUAUUGCUGGACAGCAACGCCAUUUCAAAAAACCCAGGAAGAAGACAAGUUGCCAAACUGGCUCUUAACAGUUUUUGGGGACGAUUUGGCAUGAACACAAACAAAACCAGUUUGGUGUUUGUUAAUAGCAUCCCUACCUUCAACAAAUAUAUGGCCGAUUCAACAAAAAUUAUCAAAGAUGUUUUUUUCCCAUCUGACGAGCUGGCCGCCCUACAGUUUGUUUCUGCAGCCGAGUUUGUGAAGCAGGACACCAGCACCAACAUUUUUGUAGCUGCUUUCACAACUGCAUGGGCGCGGUUGAAGCUGUAUGAGGAGAUGGACAAAUUAGGGACUCACGUACUCUACCAUGAUACAGACAGCAUCAUUUAUUCCAGUGAUGGAACUAACGACCCUCCUCUCGGAAACUUUCUUGGGGAUUUCACGGACGAAUUGGACGGUGGCACCAUCUCUGUUUUUGUGUCUGGUGGCCCGAAAAACUAUGCCUACACUACAAGUGACGGGGAAACUUGCUGCAAGGUACGUGGGUUUACCCUAAACCACAGGAACGUCCAGCUCCUCAACUUCGAUUCCAUCAAGCAGCUCGUGCUAAGCUUGGACGAACCCUCCUCCAUCAAUAUUCAUAACCCGGCAAAAAUUUGCAGGGAGCCAAAAAGGAGAAAAAUUAUGAAUAAAGUUGAAAAUAAAAUGUAUCAAAUAAUCUACAACAAAAGAGUCAUACAACCGGACUAUUCGACCUUGCCCUAUGGGUACUAGACUUUUUCUCAUACCAUCACCUUUUUCUCUAUGCUCAAAAUAUGUUCGAAAAAAAAAUAUAUAUGUAUGCAAAUCACAUACUGUAUGUAAAUAGUUGUACUUGAUGAGUAUAAAAUUGUAUUUUUUCUUUACGAGUUUUGCAAAAAGUGUUUAAAUG
Uloborus diversus is the source of this 2110-nucleotide messenger RNA. RefSeq lists its product as uncharacterized. The coding region runs from base 127 to 1953 and encodes 608 amino acids. NCBI's taxonomy places the organism in Eukaryota, Metazoa, Arthropoda, Arachnida, Araneae, Uloboridae. The record is from RefSeq and is a predicted model, not a curated record. Gene Ontology annotation, biological process: DNA replication. The transcript is spliced from 8 exons. Gene Ontology annotation, molecular function: nucleotide binding; DNA binding; DNA-directed DNA polymerase activity.